ACGCCCCCGACCCGCCAUUAAAUGCCUCUUCCACCUACCGCCCCUCCGCGCCGCUAUAAAACCCAGCCUUGUCGCCGCACUUGUCCUCCUCUCGCCCUCAGAUCGACCUCUCUUGCCCUCACUUUCUCCGUCGAUGGCUUGCCCGAACCUGACGAUCGACGGGGCGGACGAGCUGGCGCACUUCGGCAUCCCCGUCACGUCGGACGUGCGGUUGCCAUCGCGGUGGCGACUGAGCGCGGCGGGGGUGCCUGUGCUGCCGCUGCCGGAUGUCUGCUCGCACCUCUUCAUGCGCGCCGUCAGGCUCUACCGGGCGCGGCUGCCGGUGGAUAUGUCAGGCCCUGAACCUCGCGCAUACUGAAGAACAAGCACCAGAUCAAGUUCAGACAAGCAACGGCUAGGAUGAAGCGAUGACGUUUCGGAGAAAUCAAUGGCUCGGAUGAAUCCUCGCCUUUUACCAGUAGUUUUAAACUCUGUACUGCUUUGUAACCGUUUAACGACAGUAACAGAAAGUUACAGCGAGGAGCUGGACUAGUAUAAGAGAACCAGGUCGCGUGAGGGAGAGGCUAAGAUGUAAUUCCCCAUUUCUAGUCAAGAUAGAACCCUAGCUAUGUACGGCAAGACGGGGUAUCUCCCCUCUUGAUCUACCUCUUGUAUCCAAAUUCCUCCAUGAAAUCCAACUUAAUAUCCUGAAUCCUCAUAUCUCCUGCGUUCUGGUAGUUCAAUCAUCACAAAGGUAUCCAGAGCCAUUCGAAUUCUCGGCGACGGCGACGUUGCGGCGGCGAAUCAAGCAGAGAAGGACAAGGGGUUGGGCUCUCUCGUAAAAUCCCUCCCGUCCCUCCCUGUUUGCGGCGGCGGCGGUGUUCGAGUGGAGGCGUCGUGGCGGCGGCGAAUUGCUCGGGCGCAGAUCCACGAGUUCGAGGCGGUUGCUGGGAGACACUCUCCUAGUGCUAAAAUCCCGGUCUCUGACGUGAUCCGUGCGCUACUGGAGGCGUGGAUUGGGAGCUCGGCGAACAGGGCGACAUGACUGUAAGUUCUUGUACCACGGGUCGAUCUACAGGAAUUGAGAUGGCAGACACACGCGCCAAAGUGCAAAUCACAGUGGAUCGUCUGGAGAGUGAGGUGUCUGUACUGCGGACGGAGUUAGCAGAUCUCAAGGAACUUAAGAAGGAAGUAACUCAGAUCCGUGCUGAAAUGGUUACCAUGCCACGGGUUGAAGCCAAACUGACGGAUAUGAAUGCUGAAAUUCAGAAAACUCUGCAACUCAUCUUGCAGAACAUGUCCUUACAAAGUCAGAAAACAGAAGUGGUCACUCCUAGUGCACAGCCUCAAGGGAACACUAGCCUUUCAGUUCUUGGAGCACCACCUGUGAUUACUAUUACAGAUCCCACUGAUGUGUCACUCCCUCCUGUUACUAGAAACUUGGAGCAGGAAUUUACCAUCCAAGGUUCUGUGCCAAUGCGUAGCCUACAGGGAAUUACCUCAGCAUUACCAAAUGCCAGCCUUUUUACGGAGAGCACUAGAGUCAACAUUGACAAGCAGUCAACAAUUCCUAUGCAAAACCAAUUCAGACUAAAUCCUGCAAGCACAAGUGUAGCAGUACAGGCUCAUACACUGGGGUUUUCAGGGAAUAGUGGGUACUUUGCCCCAAUUAGUGCUCCAUUAUAUACUCCUCCUCACACUUAUAAUCCUGUUACUGGGCAAUAUAUUAACAUUUCCACGACUGGCUCUGCAGUACCACCAGUGUACCAAGCAGUGGGAAAUUUAUAUGAUGCCCAAAGAAAUCAGUAUGCCACACAACUAGGAGGUCCAUCUUACUUUGCAGAAGCAGUGUUGAAGGGCCCAAGGCUGGAAAUUCCACUGUUUAAUGGAGAAGAUCCUAUAGGUUGGCUCAUAGCCUGUGAGAAAUUCUUUGAUAUGUCAGGAACCCCAUAUGAUCAAUGGGUAAACCUAGCAACAGGUCACCUACAAGGAAGAGCUUCUAAUUGGCUGAAAAAUAUAUGUGUGCCCUGGCAAAUGGUAACAUGGCAGCAAUUCUGCCAAAUGAUCGCUGACACAUUCUCGGAAGCCAAUGUGCAUGAAGCAGUGGAAUUACUAAAAAACAUUCAACAGACAAAUACAGUAGCUCAAUAUAUAGAUAAUUUUGAGCAGUGUGUAGCUUUGGUCAAAAGAGAUCAUCCUUGUUUGCAAGAGAAUUUUCUGCUCAGCUGUUUCAUUGGUGGACUUAGAUCUGAUAUUAAACAUGAGGUGUGUGGUCAAAAACCUACAGGCAUUAUUUCAGCUUAUUGGUAUGCCAAAGUGUAUGAAAAAGCAGCAGCAGCCAGAAAAGUCCAGUCACACACAUCCUACAAACCAAGGGGAUAUCAAUCAAAUUACAAACAGUCAACUGCUCCUCUACAGGUACAAGUACCAGCACAGGAAAAAUAUACUGUGCCAUUUCGUAAGGAUGCAAGGGCUUGUUGGUAUUGCAGAGAACCUUGGUCAAGACAGCAUAAAUGCAAAAUUGGGAAGGCACUACACAUAUUACAAGAGUUGGAUGAUGAAGAGGACAGUGAUAGUGCAGAAGAAUGUCAGGCACAAGAACAGAUCUACCAUACUGCUCCAAAUACACCUGACAAGGAAAAAACAAAUGACAACACAAUAGAGAAAACUACACAAGCAAUGCAUAUCUCUACACAUGCUGCAGAAGGCACUUCAGGAGCAAACACAUUCUCCUUAAUCAUAGAGAUUGCAGGCAAAAGGGCUACAACUCUGUUUGACAGUGGAUCUCCGGACACAUUUAUGAGCAAAGCAUUUGCAAUAAAAAGUAACUGCCAUCAACAACCAAUACUGCCCAGGAAAGUAACUGUAGCAGGUGGGGGCAAGUUACUGUCCAUGUCUCAAGUACCUGUCAUGGAUUUUAAGGUACAAGGUCAUACAUUCUGCAGCAAAUUCAAGGUACUAGACUUAGUAGCCUAUGAUAUCAUCUUAGGAGCUGAUUGGAUAUAUCAGUACAGUCCUAUUUGUCUGGAUUUGGUGGAAAGGUUGUUGGUACUCACUAAGAAUGGUCAACCAAUAACACUGUUUGAUCAUACCAUCCCCAAGAAAAGGUGUCUGCUGUCAGCAGCCAAAAUGGAGAAGUUACUGCAGAAGGGAGUCAUGGGUUAUAUUCUCAAAGUGCAAGAAGUGGAAACAGAAAAUAACAAAGUUCCUACUCCUCCUCCUACAGCUUUACAACCUCUUCUUCAGAAGUUUGCUGACAUUUUUGAAGAAUCUCAGAAACUACCUCCCAAAAGAAGCUGUGAUCACAGAAUUAUCUUGCAAGAAGGAGCUAAACCACCAAAUUUAAGACCUUAUAGAGUUCCUCAUUAUCAGAAAGCUGCUAUGGAAGAGAUCAUCAAACAACUCAUUAAAAAGGGAGAAAUACAAGAAAGUUUCAGCCCUUUUUCCUCACCAGCUAUUAUGGUCAGAAAAAAAGAUGGAGGAUGGAGACUCUGUGUGGAUUACAGAGAACUCAAUGCACUGACUAUUAAAAACAAGUUUCCAAUGCCUAUCAUUGAAGACUUGCUGGAUGAGCUGUAUGGAGCCAAAGUUUUCUCCAAGCUUGAUUUGAGGUCUGGAUACCACCAAAUCAGAAUGGCCCCUGAAGAUAUUCCUAAAACAGCAUUUAGAACACAUAUGGGCCACUAUGAGUUCACUGUAGUGCCUUUUGGGUUAUCUUGUGGUCCUGGCACAUUUCAGGGUCUGAUGAACAGUGUAUGUGAUGAAAUCAAUGAACCUGAGCAGGAGAAAUUCAUUUUAGUUUUCUUCGAUGAUAUACUCAUUUUCAGCAAAUCUUUAGAGGAGCAUUAUAGCCACUUAGAAAGGACAUUUGCAACAUUGAGAAAGCAUGAACUGUAUGUUAAACUGACAAAGUGCACAUUUGCCACAGAACAAGUAUCUUAUCUGGGUCACCUUAUUUCUGCCCAAGGAGUGUCAACUGAUCCAGAGAAGAUAAAAGCAGUCCAGGAGUGGCCAGAGCCUGAGAAUACAACCAAGUUAAGGGGAUUCUUGGGAUUAACAGGUUACUAUGGAAGGUUUGUCAAAGAUUAUGGAAAAAUUUGUUGACCUCUGCAUGAUAUGCUGAAGAAAGAUGGGUUUCAAUGGGGUACUGCUCAAACACAAGCUUUUCAACAAUUAAAAAGAGCUAUGACCACCUGCCCUGUAUUAGCACUACCAGACUUCACUGUACCUUUCACCAUUGAAGCGGAUGCUUGUGCAAAAGGAUUGGGAGCUGUACUCAUGCAAAAAGGAAGGCCAAUUGCAUUUCUCAGCAAAAGUCUGGGGCCAAAAUCUGCAGCACAAUCAAUAUAUGAAAAAGAAGCCAUGGCAAUUUUAGAAGCAUUAAAAAAAUGGAGACAUUAUGUUUGGGGAAACAAAUUGAUCAUUAAGACAGAUCAACAUUCCCUAAAAUAUAUGACAACUCAGAGGCUGACUGAAGGAGUUCAACACAAAUUGUUGUUGAAAUUGCUCGAAUAUGAUUACACCAUUGAGUACAAGAAGGGGAAAGAAAAUGUAGUGGCUGAUGCUCUUUCAAGGAGGGAUACACUUCACUCUAUACACAGUCAGAACACUACUAUCAUUAUCCCUGAGUGGACUGAAGAUGUGCUUCAAAGCUAUCAAGGAGAUAAGGAUAGUGAUAAACUGCUGAAGAAGGUGGCUGCUGAUACAGAAGAAACCCCAAAAUUUUCUACGCACAAUGGACUCCUGAAAUACAAGAACAUAAUUUAUGUGGGUGCUAGCACUGAGUUCAGAAAGCAACUCUUACAAACUUUUCAUUCUUCUGCUCUUGGAGGUCAUUCUGGAAGUAAAGCUACUUAUUACAGAAUCAAGAAGGUUUUCUAUUGGCCCAAUAUGAAGAAACAGAUAGAAGAGUUUGUCAGCCAGUGUCCUGUGUGUCAGUUAAACAAGGUGGAACACAUACACCCUCCGGGGUUACUACAACCUCUUCCAAUACCUGACAUGGCUUGAGCUCACAUAACAAUGGAUUUCAUCUCUGCACUUCCCAACUCGCAAGGCAAAGAGGUGAUUCUGGUAGUAGUAGACAGGCUGACCAAAUACGCUCACUUCAUUCCACUGGCUCAUCCCUACUCAGUUAUGACCGUCUUUGAGGCACUGAUGGACAAUGUCAUUAAACUGCAUGGGCUUCCUGUUUGCGUUGUAUCUGACAGAGAUGCUAUUUUCACCAGCUCUCUGUACCAGGAACUAUUUUCAGCCUUUGGAGUGCAAAUCAGAUUCAGGACCGCAUCACACCCUCAGACCGAUGGACAAACAGAGCGAGUGAAUCAGUGUCCCGAAGCAUAUUUAAGAGGCAUGGUUUUUCAAGAGCCGAAGAAGUGGAUGAAAUGGCUACCACUAGCAGAACUUUGGUACAAUACGAGUUACCAUUCUUCACUGAAAUGCACUCCAUUCCAAGCACUUUAUGGAUACAAACCACCCCAAAUUGGAGAAUAUUCUGUGGAACCCGCCUUAUCUCCAGAAGCAAGGAUGACAAUUUCUGAGAGAGAGCACAUGAUGCAAAGGUUGAAGGCAAAUUUGAAACAUGCUCAAAACAGGAUCAAAUACUUUGCUGACAGAAAAAGAACAGAAAGAGAAUACCAAGUGGGAGACAUGGUAUAUCUCAAGAUACAACCUUACAGACAGAAUGCAUUUGGUUUAAGAGGAUCUCUGAAACUAAGAUCAAAGUUUUAUGGCCCUUACAAGAUUCUGGAAAGAGUUGGGGAAGUGUCAUACAAGCUACAGCUCCCAGAAGGUACCAAUAUCCAUCCAGUUUUCCACAUCAGUCAGUUGAAGAAACAUGUGGGGCAUCAAGCUGUACCUCUGCCUCAUGUGCCCCUGGUCACACCAGAAGGUUAUAUCAAAACGAUACCAGUCGCUGUCCUAGACCGCAGAAUCAUUCAAAGGAACAAAACACCAGUUGGUCAAUGUUUGGUCCAAUGGGAGAGUCUGGCACCGGAUGAUGCCACCUGGGAGGAUGCAGCAUUCUUGAACAAGACAUUUCCGGGGCAUAAGCUUUUUCGCCUCGAGGACAAGGCGAUCGUCAUGGCGGCGGCAUUGUCAGGCCCUGAACCUCGCGCAUACUGAAGAACAAGCACCAGAUCAAGUUCAGACAAGCAAUGGCUAGGAUGAAGCGAUGACGUUUCGGAGAAAUCAACGGCUCGGAUGAAUCCUCGCCUUUUACCAGUAGUUUUAAACUCUGUACUGCUUUGUAACCGUUUAACGACAGUAACAGAAAGUUACAGCGAGGAGCUGGACUAGUAUAAGAGAACCAGGUCGCGUGAGGGAGAGGCUAAGAUGUAAUUCCCCAUUUCUAGUCAAGAUAGAACCCUAGCUAUGUACGGCAAGACGGGGUAUCUCCCCUCUUGAUCUACCUCUUGUAUCCGAAUUCCUCCAUGAAAUCCAACUUAAUAUCCUGAAUCCUCA
Messenger RNA from Aegilops tauschii subsp. strangulata, 6438 nucleotides. The record is from RefSeq and is a predicted model, not a curated record. NCBI's taxonomy places the organism in Eukaryota, Viridiplantae, Streptophyta, Magnoliopsida, Poales, Poaceae.